Cannabis sativa is the source of this 1780-nucleotide messenger RNA. RefSeq names its product ninja-family protein AFP3. Gene Ontology annotation, biological process: negative regulation of DNA-templated transcription; signal transduction. The coding region runs from base 467 to 1621 and encodes 384 amino acids. The transcript is spliced from 2 exons. The record is from RefSeq and is a predicted model, not a curated record. Gene Ontology annotation, cellular component: nucleus. Lineage: Eukaryota; Viridiplantae; Streptophyta; Magnoliopsida; Rosales; Cannabaceae.
GGGUUAGUUUGGUAAUUUCACUGUUUUCUAAGGUGAAAGGGCCAAAAAGCUAACUACGACGAAGACGAAGAUUUUCAUAGCUUUUUCUUCUCUCGUUAGGACUUUUUCUUUUUCUUUCUCUCAUUCGUUCAGUUUCGUUUCUUUCCUUUUUCCUUUGUCGUUUUUAUUUUUCUGGGAAAGUUUCUGCCGAGAAAGUGCGUGAAAAUGUAGGAUUUUUUUGUUUUUUUUUUUUUUUACUUUACCUUUGGCGUAAAAAAGAUGCUAAUUAGAUUGGUUUUCAAUGAACGAUUUGGGACAAACGAGUUCCUGUUUUCGCCCUGUUGUUCUUGGGUUCUGAAUAAUCUGAUUCCCGAGACUUGUAUUUUUUUCCCUUUUCAUUUUCCCGGGAAAAGUUGUUCCAACUACACUUCCUCGUGAAAAACUCAUAUCCGGGUUUCUUUGAAUUUAGUUCUCCAGUGUCUUUUCAAUGGCGCAAAUAGAAGAGGGUCAAAACAUAGCAAGUCAGCAACAACAGUACGUUUCCAUUCCAAUGAGCAAUUUUUCUACAGAUCUAUUACAGAGACUCGUUUCAAAGAAUCAUUUUUCGGAAGAAUCCCAAGACCCAAAUAAGGAUUCAGACGAGAUUGAGCUAAGCCUUGGGCUUUCAUUAAACGGUCGAUUUGGGGUUGACCCAAAAGCCAUAAACAAGCUCUCACUCAAACGCUCCUCUUCUAUAUCGGAUUUCACACCAAAGCCUGCCGGAGUAGACGGCACGCACCGGCAAGUGACGCCGCCGGCGGGUUGUCCGGCCCCGCUUAUGAGGACUUGCUCUCUUCCGAUGGAGACAGAAGAAGAGUGGCGUAAGAGGAAGGAGUUGCAGAUGUUGAGGAGGAUGGAAGCAAAAAGAAAGCGUUCCGAAAAGCAGAGAAUUUAUAAGGCAACGAGAGAUCGGAGCCGACCAACGACGGAGGAGAAUGGCAGUGAGGAAGAUAGGAAAGGCGUAAAUAGGGUAACUCAAAACCAAGAACAGAGCUUGAAGAAUGAGGAUGAGUUAUCAUCCUCCAUGGCGAUUCCAGCUUGGGUUGGUAGAGGCAAAACUAGUGGUGAUAACAUCAAUGGCGUUGUUGUCAAUGGAGACUUGGAUGGGCCUAAGCUUCCAGUUCAACCAUCAUUUCAAGGGUCAGGUGGUUCUCACGGGAGUGGCUCUUCAGGGAUUAGUGAAUCAACUAGUCUCUCUGGUCAAGGAGGAAAGAACAAAUGCCCAGAAGUUGUGAGCUCUGCUGCUGCUACUGCUGUGCAGCCCCUCCCGGAGAAGGAGCAGAAACCACCUCCGGUAGCGGCUGCAGCGGCAAUCCCUCGGCCAAAGCCAAGUAGUCAAACCAGUAAUAAUAAUGGAGGUAAAGAAAUGGGGAGGAAUGUAAUGGAGGAUAUGCCUUGUGUGUCUACAACAGGAGUUGGACCCAAUGGGAAAAGAAUAGAGGGGUUUCUAUAUAGAUAUAGCAAAGGUGAAGAAGUGAGAAUUGUGUGUGUUUGCCAUGGGAGCUUUUUGUCACCAGCUGAGUUUGUUAAACAUGCUGGUGGUGGUGGUGAUACUGAUCAACCUCUAAAGCAUAUAGUUGUUAAUCCUACUUCCUUUUUGUAGCACAAGUUUUCAUUGUUCAAUUUAAACACUAAUUAUCAUUAUUAUUAUUAAUUUUUUUUUUUUAUGGAUGAACUGAGCAAGCAAGCAUUGAAUAUUCAAACUUAAAUUUGUAAAACAUAAAAUGAAAUGAAAAGCCACAUUGUUUUCUCAGAUGCAAAA